This is a messenger RNA of Canariomyces notabilis, 2191 nucleotides long. Its product is annotated as PAP2-domain-containing protein. Gene Ontology annotation, molecular function: sphingosine-1-phosphate phosphatase activity. The record is from RefSeq and is a predicted model, not a curated record. Lineage: Eukaryota; Fungi; Ascomycota; Sordariomycetes; Sordariales; Chaetomiaceae. The transcript has 4 exons. Bases 325 to 2070 code for a protein of 581 amino acids. Gene Ontology annotation, cellular component: endoplasmic reticulum membrane.
ACCCACCAAUUAGACCACUGAACUUGGGAUUUGCAUUGCUGUAACUUAAGAUUGCCAAGCCCAAGUUAGGUACCUGGACAGGACCCGCGCAAUCCACGGGCCUUGCAUCUGUGGGCGUGGAUUGUGCGACACCUCAAAGGAAGCUUGUCGAUUCGAGAAGCCAACUCGCCCCUUUUUCUUGAUCGCCGCCUUCGCCGCCUACCUAGGUCCCGGCAUCGAGCUCUGUUCAAUGCCUUGCACCCGCGCCAACACUUUGCAGAACGACGCUGAUCAUAGGGCCGAAUUGGUGAGGAACCGCGUGUGAACAAGCGCGGGUCCUCUCGGAUGAAUCCCUCCAACGAUGGCUCUAGCUCCGGCUCAGGGCUCCCCCUUACCGCCUCGUCUUCUGCCAUUGCCGAAAAGAAGGGUUCGGAAAGCGUUGUUGACGCAGGAUUGAAGAGUCUGCAUCAUUACAGACGAGCGCUCCCGCCAUGGCGAUAUGCCCUGCGACAACGGCUCCUGCCCCUCGUACGGUGGGAGACGCCCUACCUGGCCGCCCUCCAAAGCGUCAUGCGCACGCCGGCACUCGAUAGCUACUUUGCCAUUACAGCCAACCUUGGCACGCACACCUUCUUCAUGAUCGGCCUUCCCAUUCUAUUUUGGUGUGGCUUUCGGGGCUUUGGCAGGGGGCUUGUCCACAUCCUCGCCUCGGGCGUCUUCUUCACCGGCUUCAUAAAGGACAUGUGCUCCCUCCCGCGACCGCUAUCUCCGCCCCUGCAGCGCAUCACCAUGUCCGGAUCGGCAGCGCUCGAGUACGGCUUCCCAUCUACCCACUCGGCCAAUGCCGUCUCGGUCGCCGUCUACGGCAUCUUGCUGCUCCGCAGCGAAGGCAACCUCUACUCCCCGACUACAACGCUGCUUCUUGAAGGCCUCGCCUGGUUCUACGCGCUCUCUAUCGUCCUGGGCCGUCUCUACUGCGGCAUGCACGGUUUCUUUGACGUGGUUGUGGGCUCUCUCAUGGGCGCCGCAAUAUCACUGAUUGAGUUCUACUAUGCGCCCGCCCUCGAGGCAUGGAUCCAAUCCAGCAAUUACCUCGCCCCGCUGAUGGUGGCGCUUAUUAUCAUCGUCCUCGUACGCGUACACCCCGAACCGGCCGACGACUGCCCGUGCUUCGACGACAGCGUCGCCUUCGCGGGGGUCAUGAUCGGGUUGGAAUGCGGCAUGUGGCGCUUCGCGCACUCAGAGCUGGCGCAGGUCUACCAGGGGCCGGACGCGUCCUUUGACCUGUCGGCACUAGGCUGGCCCAUCGCCACCGCCCGCGUCGUGUUUGGCGUCCUGAUUGUGUUUGCCUGGCGCGAGGUGAUGAAGCCAACCCUCCUGCGGGUUCUCCCCCACCUGUUCCGCGUCAUUGAGACCCAGGGCCUUUCGCUCCCCCGCCGCUUCUUCGUCCCCGCCUCCGAGUACAAGGACGUGCCCCUGCAUGUGCGGGACGACACGGUCCUCCCCAACGUGAGCGACCUGCCUAAGCUAGUCCGCAGCUUCCGCGGACCCGGCCGUGGCAGAUCCGUGAGCAUCGGCCCGCAGAGUGCCGCGGACGCGUACGAGACGCUGGCGUACCGCGAACGGAGGAGAAGGGAGAGUUUGAGUAGCGAAAAUGGUGCUCGGCCCGGGGUGAGAGCCAAACCGAGCUUGAACGGGUUGCGAGAAGAGCUGAAGGCUGGUGAGCAUGGCGCGGGGCGCGAUGGAGAGUGCUCACAAGCUUCCGGGGUAGGCGGGAUCGUGCAGAGCGGGCGUUUGGCGGAGUUUGAGAGAAUGAUGGGCACAGGGGAUGUUGUGGCUGCCCCUCCUCCUGGUUUGGAUCCGUCGGCGGCGGGAGAUGCUGUUGCUGAGCCGCAAUUGUAUCUUGGACAAGAGGAUGAGCUGGGCGAGAAGGAAGUGUUUUCAAGGCUGGUCAAGCCACGUGUGAGAUAUGAUGUUGAAGUGGUUACCAAGUUGGUUGUCUAUACCGGCAUUGCAUGGUUGGCGGUGGAUAUCAUUCUUGUUGCCUUCGAGGCUGUUGGCCUAGGAGCGGCGCACCUGAGAACACGAUGAAGAUCUGUAUCUUUAUCCCGAUGGAAUACUUUCUCUCCAACUUCGCCAUCUAGAUUAUAUUCAAUGAUCCUCUUUUCUUUAUGGCGGUUACAGCUGGAACUGAGGCGCCUAUUGUGCCGAG